Uncinocarpus reesii 1704 is the source of this 1371-nucleotide messenger RNA. RefSeq lists its product as uncharacterized. Gene Ontology annotation, biological process: establishment of cell polarity; septin ring organization. Gene Ontology annotation, molecular function: protein binding. NCBI's taxonomy places the organism in Eukaryota, Fungi, Ascomycota, Eurotiomycetes, Onygenales, Onygenaceae. The record is from RefSeq and is a predicted model, not a curated record. Gene Ontology annotation, cellular component: nucleus; mating projection tip; cytoplasm. Bases 1 to 1371 code for a protein of 456 amino acids. The transcript has 2 exons.
AUGGCUAAUGUAACGGAGAUAUUAUCCCUUCAGCGACCAGGCUCUUACAAGAUCCAAAUAUUUUGGAAAGGUGACCCGGGUGUGGUAGAUAAUUUCUCAAUACGUUACCGGGACGAAGAGACCAUGCGAAAGUGGUAUAAAGACAUCGAUAACCAACGGGCCCUUCAAGUCGAAGAAAGGAACGCCCUACGCACCGGAACAUCUGAAACUGAAUUUACCUAUCUUAAAAACGCGCCCAAAAUGCAGAAUCCAUAUGCGGAGGAAUAUAAUGCGGACGAAGACUUGGCUCCAGGCGUCUCCGAACUCUCCAUGUCUCGAAACGCAUCUAGCACAAGUCUUCGAGCUCGAUCAGGGACAGGCGGGAGCGGAGGGUCUGGUCCUCCAGCUACCCGCCCACCCCGAUUUCCAAUGCCCGAACCACCUCUUGCUCUUCAUACACAAUUUUCCCCCGGAGCGCUAUCGCCUGGAGAACGACUUGGCGGUUCAUAUUUCUCACCCGUUGGAGAAAUGCCAUCGUCAACGAGGUCAAGUUCAUCGGCCACGUUUUCAUACUCCCGGCAGGGCACCCCCUCCAAUCAGUGGAACGAGGAUAAUAACCGGUAUACCGCUCCCGCAAUGCCGAGAGCAGGGUCACGAGAUGGUCCCACGUCGUCCCCUUACUACAGUAAUCCUCCUCGAGUGGCUCAGCGUCCGUCUCUUCCACCACUCUCUCAAAAUUCACAAAACCCUGCUCAGUCCAGAAUGCGUUCCGCUAGUAGCCCCGACAUUCACAACCAUAAUCUUGCCGAUUCCACUCGCCGCUAUAUGAACGGCCAUACAAUGCAAACCGUGGACAAUGUGCCGGUCCCGCCAAUUCCUGCAAAUAUUGCACUGAUGAGAGCUCCCAUUAACCGAAGCCAGAGCAGUUCUCCGGGUAGUAUGCCGCCACCACAAUCAUUACGUCCAGGGUUUUCGGAGCCUCAAUACAUGCAAAGCCGUGAAGCCCCUCGUGCUCAACCUUCGUUGUCGUCGAAUCCUUCCUUCUCCUCAACAACUUCGUUGAACCCAGAGAAUGAGAACAUCAUGCCAGCCCAAUUGAAAGCCAAAGUUAACUUCGACGAUAACUACGUUACGCUAGUUAUCGCAAGUAAUAUCCAUUAUCGCUCCCUGACCGACCGGGUUGACGCCAAACUGGCGCGGUUCACGACCCGUUCCAUUGGGGGCAAGUCUGCAAGAUUGCGCUAUCAGGAUGAAGACGGCGAUUUUGUUACCAUCGACAGCGAUGAAGCUGUUCAACUAGCGAUUAUGGAAUGGCGCGAGCAACACCAGAAUAUGCUCGCGAACGGGCAGGUUGGAGAAAUCCAGUUGUUCUGCCAGCCGAUUGAAAAUUGA